Loxodonta africana (African savanna elephant) is the source of this 20509-nucleotide messenger RNA. It is a transcript of the gene ZC3H12C, whose product is annotated as zinc finger CCCH-type containing 12C. Lineage: Eukaryota; Metazoa; Chordata; Mammalia; Proboscidea; Elephantidae. The coding region runs from base 7777 to 10341 and encodes 854 amino acids. The record is from RefSeq and is a predicted model, not a curated record. Gene Ontology annotation, cellular component: nucleus; cytoplasmic ribonucleoprotein granule. The transcript has 6 exons. Gene Ontology annotation, molecular function: mRNA binding; metal ion binding; RNA endonuclease activity.
UUCAAUGGCUGAUUUUUUUUUUUUUUAGAUUGUAUCUUUUAGUUUUUAAAAAUUUUUAUUAUACUUCAACUGAAAGUUUACAAUUCAAGUCAGUUUCUCAUGCCAAAAUUCGGACACGCGUUGUUAUGUGACCCUAGUUGCUCUCCCUACAAUGUGACAGCACGCUUCUUUUCUCCACCCUGUAUUUCCCAUGCCCAUUCAACCAGCUGCUGUCCCCCUCUGCCUUCUCAUCUCGGCUCCAGACAGGAGCUGCCCACAUGGUCUCAUGUGUCUACUUGAGCUAAGAAGCACACACCUCACUGGUAUCAUUUUAUGUCUUAUAGUCCAGUCUAAUCUUUGUCUGAAGAGUUGGCUUCAGGAAUGGUUUUAGUUUUGGGCUAACAGUCUGGGGACCAUGACCUCUGGGGUCCCUCCAGUCUCAGUCAGCCCAUUAAGUCUGGUUUUUUUAGUAGAAUUUGAGGUCUGCAUCCCACUUUCCUCCUGCUCCAUCAGGAAUUCUCUGUUGUGUUCCCGGUCAGGGCAGUCAUUGGUGGUAGCCAGGCACCAUCUAGUUCUUCUGGUCUCAGGCUGUUGGAGUCUCUGGCUUAUGUGGCUGCUUCUGUCUCUUGGGCUCCUAUUUUCCUUGUGUCUUUGGUGUUCUUCAUUCUCUUUAGCUUCAGGUGGGUUAAGACCAAUUGAUGCAUCUUAGAUAGCCAUUUGCUAGCAAAAAGACCCCAGACGCCACUCACCAAAGUGAAAUGCAGAACAUUUCCUUAAUAUACUUUGUUGUGCCAGUUGACUUAGAUUUCCCCUGAAGCCGUGGUCCCCAGACCCCUGCCCCUGCUACUCUGUCCCUUGAAGUGCUCGGUUGUAUUUAGGAAACUCCUUAUCUUUUGGUUUAGUCCAGUUGGGCUGACUUCCCCUGUAUUAUGUGUUGUCCUUCCCUUCACGUAAAAUAAUUUUUGUCUCCUGUCUAAUUCGUUAAUAGGCCUUUCCUCCCUCCCCACCUUCGUAACCAUCAAAGAAUGCUUUCUUCUGUGUUUAAACCUUUUCUUGAGUUCUUAUAAUAGUGGUCUCAUACAAUAUUUGUCCUUUUGCGUCUAAUUUCACUCAGCAUAAUGCCUUCCAGAUUCCUCCAUGUUAUGACAUGUUUCAUGGAUUCAUCGCUGCUCUUCAUCGAUGUGUAGUAUUCCAUUGUGUGAAUAUACCAUAAUUUGUUUAUCCAUUCAUCCGUUGAUGGGCACCUUGGUUGUUUCCAUCUUUUUGCUAUUUUAAAUAGUGCUGGAGUGAACAUGGGUGUGCAUAUAUCUAUUCGUGUGAUGGCUCUUAUUUCUCUAGGAUAUAUUCCAAGGAGUGGGAUUGCUGGAUCGUAUGGUAGUUCUAUUUCUAGCUUUUUAAGGAAGAGCCAAAUCGAUUUCUGAAGUGGUUCUACUGUUUUACAUUCCCACAGCAGCAUUGUAUGAGUGUUCCAGUCUCUCUACAACCUCUCCAACGUUUGUUAUUUUGUGUUUUUUGGAUUAAUGCCAGGCUCGUUGGGGCGAGAUGGUAUCUCAUUGUAGUUUUGAUUUGCAUUUCUCUAAUGGCUAAUGAUCAUGAGCAUUCCUCAUGUAUCUGUUAGCUGCGUGAACGCCUUCUUUGGUGAAGUGCCUGUUCAUAUCUUUGUCCAUUUUAAAUUCGGUUAGUUGUCUUUUUGUUGUUGAGGUUUUUCAGUGUCUUGUAGAUUUUAGAGGUUAGAUGCUGAAUGGCUUUAUCAUAGCUGGAAUUUUUUCCCAGCCUGUAGGUAGUCUUUUUACUCUUUUGGUGAAGCCUUUGGAUGACCAUAAGUGUUUGAUCUUUAGGAGCUCCAGUUACCUAGUUUCUCUUCUGAUGUUUGUGCAUUGUUUGUAAUGUUUUGUAUACUGUUUAUGCCAGGUAUUAGGGCUCCUCACAUUGUCCUUAUUUUUUCUUCCGUUAUCUUUAUUGUUUUAGAUUUUAUAUUUAGGUCUUUGAUCCUAAAUGGAUGAUUUUUCAGAAGAAGAUUACCGGGUCUUUCCUCUGAGGUGCCUCUGGGUGUAUGCCAACCUCCAGCCUUUCAGUUAGCUGCUGAAAGCAUUAACUGUUUGUACCACCCAGGCAGCAGCUAUAGGCUUAUAGGAUGCUCACGUAGUCUAGGCUGAAGAACUGAAAGGUUGCACCGGAUGGAGAGAAUAGGGCGAGGCCUCUGAAAACAGGUAGCCCUGGCUUCGAAUCCCAUUUCUGCCAUUUAUUGGCUGUGACCCUAGGCAAACCUCGCAAAUUCUCUUUGAUUUCUCAUCCAUCCAACAGUUCACUUUGCAGAGUUGUUUUACUGGUUCAGGAUAAUGUAUGUAAAAGUACCUGGCACAUAGGCACUCGAUAAAAGGUUGUUUAUUGUAAUUCAGCAGUACCCGUUGAUUUGAUUGGACAGAGAUUUUAUUAAUUUGUUUUUUUUUUUUUUUUAUUCACUGGCUCUUAAUUGCACUGUGAGUAAUUGAAAUUGCCAGAUAUAAAAUUUCUAUAAACUCUACUUUUAUUGCUUUUAAUGUGUCAGUUUAUAUUUUAGGUUUGUCAAAGGACUUUCAAAUCUAUUCAUGUCUUUCAGGGUGAAGCUAAAAUUAGUUUUUGUUCUUAGUCAUCUGUACUCAUUUCCUAUUCAAAAUUAUGUGGGCUUAAUUUUAUCCAUAUUCUGUGACUUAGUCUGUUUCAAAUCUUGGCUUUUAAUUUAUAAUUUAUUAUUUUUUUAUACUUCAGGAAAUGUAUUUCCCAUAUAAUUGGAGCUAUCACCUCAUUGUUGACUUACACCUUUUUUUUUUUUUUCAAUGUUAUGUUGUAAUUUUCUGUGAUGGCCCCACUGAGUUUAUGAUCUGGUUUUUUUGGGUCAUGUUAGAUACUUUCUGGAAUUUUCCUUGAAGUGACUAGCACAGAUCCAAGAGACUUAAAAUGUGCAAUUGAUAAUUGAUAUUAAGUGAAGUAAGUUAUUUCUGCAGGAGAAGGAUAUGGCAGUCUGCUUCAGUAAAGAUUACAGCCUAGGAAACCUUAUGGGGCAGUUCUACUCUGUCCUGUAGGGUUGCAGUGAGCCUGAAUCAACUCGACGGCAAUGGGUAAGAUACUAUUUCUGUUUUUGCUAAGAUGGAAAAGUACCUUAAAGUAACAUAAAAAUUGCAGGCAUAAAGUAUGUUCAGAUAAAAUUAACCAUGGUAUGCAUAGGAAAAAAUAGUUUUAAAUGGGAGAAAUGUUUAUUAAAUUGAAUUUGUUUUAUCUUUUAAAAAUUAAAAUUUAAGGGUUUAAUAUUAUGACAUACUCAUUUUAUCACAUUUGUAAAAUAAAGAAAAAAUGUAAUAGUGAAAAUCAUCUGUAAUUUUCACCUAGAGAAAACUUAAAAUUUUGAGGUCAUUUUUAAAAUAUUUUUUAAUCAAUAUAAACACUUUUUUUUAAGGCUGUAGAUGUUUUAUUUUUGUUUUUGCUUUCAAUGUAUCAUAAGAGUUUCCCUAUGCCAUUCAAUAUUCUUUUUUAAAAAAACCCAUUGCCAUCGAGUCGAUUCCAAUUUAUAGCAACCCUUUAGUACAGAGUAGAACUGCACUGUAGGGUUUCCAAGGAGUAGCUGGUGGGUUUGAACAGCUGACCUUUUGGUUAGCAGCCAUAGCACUUAACCACUGGGCCACCAGGGCUCCAUCCUUUUAAAAGAUUAUUUUUAUUGGCUGAAUGGCAUUCAGUGUAUCCAAAUAUUGUAAUUUAAUCAAGUUCCUAUUGUGGAGUAUUUAGAUUGUGAGCAGUUUUUUAUUGUUAUAAACAACAGCGUGAUAAAUAAUCCGUGUACAUGGAUCUUUGUAUACAUUGGUAAUUUUUUUUUAACAAAUUCCUCGAAGCAAUCAUGCAAAGUUGCCUUAUAGAAAAGUUGUGCCGGUGUAUAUUCUCAUUAGAAAUGCAUAAGUGCCCAUUUCCUUCCCUCAAUCACUGUUUCCUUACCUAGCCUGUUAGUUUGAGAGACAAUAGGCAUAAUUGAGCUAAGAAGCCAUUCUGUAGAGUUAGUGAGACUGAGUUUAGCUCCUUUUCUACCAUAUACUGGCUAUGUGAUCUUGGUCAAGUUUCUUACUAAUUUCCCUAAGCCUCACUUCCUAAGAUGUGGCAGUCUGCUCCCGUAAGCCUCAGUUUCUUUAUCUGUAAAAUGGUGAUAAUGGAGCCCUGGUGGCACAGUGGUGAAGAGCUACAGCUGGUAACCAAAAGGUUGACAGUUUGAAUCCACCAGCCAUUCCUUGGAAGCCCUAAGGGGCCGUUCUGUCCUGUCCUGUAGGGUCACUAUGAGUUGGAACCUACUCAAUGGCAACAAGUUUUUAUCAUGGUGAUAUUGUGGUUGUGGGUAUUGUAUAUUGAAGUCUUUGAGAAAUGUAGUUAUCAUUAUUUAUUAUGAAUGCUAUUUCUCCUCAUUAUGCACUAUACUUUAUAUCUGGUAAACCAAAAUCAAAGAAGCCUUGGUGGCGCAGUGAUUAAGCGCUCAGCGCUACCUGAAAGGUCGGCAGUUCCAACCUACCAGAAGCUCCAGAGGAGAAAGAUUUGGCAGUCUGCUUCCAUAAAAGAUUUACAGCCUUGGAAGCCCUAUGAGGCAGUUCUCUGUCCUGUAGGGUCUCUGUGAGUCAGAAUCUACUUGAUAGCAAUGGGUUUGGUUUGGCUGUAAACCAAAACCAAACGCUUUGCCAUUGAGUUGACUCUUACUCAUGGCAACCUUGUGUGUUACAGAGUAGAGCUGCUCCAUAGGGUUUUCUUGGCUGUAAUCUUUACAAAUAGGGUUUUCUUAGCUGUAAUCUUUAUGAAAUCAGAUCACCAGGCCUUUCUGCCUUUGAGUGGGUUUGAACUGCCAGCCUUCAGGUUAGUAAUCAAGUGCAAACCAUUUGCACCCCCCAGGGACUUUUUUUUUUUUACCUAGUAGUGCCUGGUAUACAGUAAAGUUACUCAUUUUUAUAUAACCAUCUGAUUACUGAACUCUUUUAUGUAUUAUUAGAUAAACUGUAAGACUUAGUUCCAAUAUUUUUCAGCUGAGUCUCUUGGUUUUCAGGACAUAUAAAAUAUAACGUCAAAAUUUUUUCAAUAUUUCAAUCAGAUAUAUUUUUUUUUCUUAUUGCUUUGGGUGAAAUUAGAGAAUAGUAUUGAAUAAUGGCAGGCACUGAGGACUUAAUUCUAGUUUUGAUGGGACUUCCUUUUUGUUAUUUCACUUUAAAAAAAUGAUGAUGGCUGUUGUUUUCUAACACAUGUUUAUGUACUUACAUUCACAUGUUCCUGCAAAUAUGCCUAAAAUGUAAAUGUGAGAAGCUUGAAAAUAGACUUAUAUGUUAUGGAAGAAUUUCCUCAAGUUAUUAAAUCUUUAUAUUUUAGAUGCAUCUUCAACAGUGUAUUUUCAGGGUUUGAGACAUGGUCUUUCCUUUAUUAAUUGAACACACGGUUGAUCAACUUAAAUCCAGCAAGAUAAAAAUUUUACUGCUUUUAACCCAACCUAAUGAGUCUUUGUCUCAGUUGUAUAAAGGUUAAUACCUACUCCUCUUUUCACUACUAUCCACAGUUAUGUCAUAUUUAUAAAAUAUGGAUAAAAGUGAAAUAGUUGGUAUCCCUUGAAACAAAACCUUUAUUUAAAUAAAGUCUUAGAGUCAGGGAGUUCUCUAUGCCCUCCUGACUCAGGCAUCUUUGCAGAGCACCGAAAAACACUGUCUCAAAAAAAAAAUUUUUUUUUUUCAAAUAAUUAUGCAAAUUCCCAAAUGGUAGUGCUACUGAAACCCAACUUUUUAGAAGCUGGCAGGCAAACAACAUUGUGGUAUUUAUUCUUUUUUGUGCCUCUAACACAUAGCAACCUUAUGUAUAACAGGACAGAGUAUUGCCUGGUCCUGCAGUUUCCUCACAGUGGUUGGUAUAUUUGAGCCCAUCGUUGCAGCCCCUGUGUCAGUCCAUCUUACUGAAGGUCUCCCCUUUUUUGCUUAGCCUAUACUUCACUAAGCAUGAUGUCUUUCUCCAGUAAUUGGUCCCUCCUGAUGCCAUCCCAAAGUAACUGAGACAAAGCCCUUGCUUCUAAAGAGUAUUCUGGCUGUACUUCCUCCAAGGCAGAUUUGUUUGUUCUUCUACGAGUUCAUGGCAUAUUUAAUGUUCUUUGCCAAAACCACAAUUCAAAUGCUGUCAGUUCUCCUGUCUUCCUUUUUCAUUGUCUAGCUUAUCGUAUGCACAUGAGGUGGCUGAAAAUACCAGAGUAUGGUAGUCACAAAGCUAGGCAGUGUCUUUCUAUCCUUAGUUUACUGAAAUUUCAGCCCUUAACUCUCUUCUUUUUUCUACACUUUUCCAAAGUGAGCCCAUCCAAUACUAUAUGCUGACAGCUACCAAACUUAUAUCUCCAAUCCUGACUUGUCUCUUAUGUACAGCUGCCUCAUGGACAUCUCCACUUGGAUAACUAUUGGUAUCUGAAACUAAAAAUAGCUAAAACUGAAUUUUUAUCCCUCCAAAUCUGUCCCUUUCCAAGUCUUCCGUACUCGAUAAGUGUUACUACCUUCUCCUUAGCUGCUCAAACCAAGAAUCUAGAGUUUCUUGAUUCCUCCUGUCCCUGUCUCAUCUUCCACACCCAGUCCAGCAGCAAGAGCCUUAAUAAAUGUAAUGAGUUGAAUUAACAAGAGUUGUUCAAUAUUAGAAAUUCUGUUUUUAUAGAACAAAACCUACCUGGAUAAUAUGUAUUAUUAUUAUUUUAAUAGUCUACAUGAUUUACUUAUAUUCAGUACUUUUACAUAUAAGAUUAAUCUAUACAUACUAUUUGGUAAGUUUUGAUGUCAUCGUUAGUGGCUUUUGUCAACAGAGUUACGCUAGCCUCAUAAACCAGAUAGAAUGCCUUCCAGCUUCUUCAGUGUCCGAGGACAAUUUGAGUAACGUAGGAGUUGUUGAGUGCUUUGAGGUUUUGCUAGCACACGACCAUAGAACCCAUGGGUACAGCAUCUUUUGUUGGAAGAAAUAGAGAGUAUACAUCUUUAACAAAUUUUUUAUUUCUUCCAUGGCUAUUCAUGCUUGUAACCUCUUUUUAAGUCAGUUUUGAUUAUGUUCUUAAUUUAUUGACAUAGAGAUUUAUGCAGAAAUAUUACAUUUAAAGAAUUUCUUGCAUGUUUUUAAACAUUACAUUUAUGUUGUAUUUAUUUGUAGAGUUUCCCAAAUCCUUGGUCCCACUUUUAAGAGGUUGGUUGGUUGAUUGGUUAAUUGGUUAUUCAUUUAUUUAGAACCAAUUCUCCAUUUUAUUAGCCAGUUCUACCUUUUUUUCUUCUCUUUUGUUGGCUUCCUAAUUUAGUUAUUUCUGCUUUUAAUGCUGUUUUUUUGUCCAUCCAUAUUUUGGUUCAUGUUGCUUAUUUUCAGCCUCCCGAUUUAAAAGGUUCAAUUUCCUUAUUUCUUAUUUUCUAUCAGAUGCGUUUGUGCUGUCAGUUUUCUUUGAGCGUCGGUUUGGCUGCCUCCUGUAAGUGUAAUUUCACUGUCAUCCAUUUGUAAUUUAAAAACUUCUUUUCUUUUACUACAGCUAUUUGGAAGAGAGUUUUAAUUUACCAAUAAAUAAAAUUGAGUGUUUUGGGAGUUUUUGUUUGUUUUGUUUUGGUUGUCCACCUGCAGCGACCUUCUCGUUUUUGUGUGUUACACUCAGUGCGUCUCUGCUCUCUAGUGUCAACGUCCAGCACAGGUGUCUGUGUCUCAGCUUUGAAGUCGAGCAGCCGGUAGUAAAGGUGUCAGGAAUACGGAGCACUUUGUAUUCAGGAAUACAGAAAAAACAGCAAAGUGGAGUCAGGUACACGGAACAGCUUCAUGGGCUUGAAGGAUCAUAUGAGGCAUGACCUAGGCCACCUUUACGUGGAGACCACGGACCCACAUUUAAGUGCAGCUGUACCUUGGCCAAUGGUAGAGAAACCAACAAUGGAUAAAGCUAGUUCGGGGAAGGAAGAUACGGAAAAAGAGGUGCCUGAAGAGAACGCAAGCUCUGGUGACUCGGAAGAAAGCGCAAAUUCUGAUAAUGAGUCAGAACAGUUGAGUAGCAUUUCCGUAGAGCCGUGCUUAUUAACUAAGACUCACCGACAACUCUGUAGGUCUCCCUGUUUAGAGCCCCACCUACUCAAACGCAGUGAAAUUUUGCAAGACUUUAAAACCGAAGAGUCCCAGACUACAUCCAAGGAAGCAAAGAAACCCCCCGAUGUGGUACGAGAAUACCAAACAAAACUGGAGUUUGCACUUAAGUUAGGUUAUUCUGAAGAACAGGUUCAGCUUGUGCUAAACAAGCUCGGUACUGAUGCUUUAAUCAAUGAUAUAUUGGGAGAACUUGUCAAACUUGGAAAUAAAAGUGAGACUGAUCAAACAGUUAGCACAAUUAACAGUAUAAUGCGGGAAACUUCUUCCCUGGAAUCUCAGAGGUCUGAAUCUCCAAUGCAAGAGAUCGUAACAGAUGAUGGUGAAAAUCUGAGACCCGUAGUUAUCGAUGGCAGCAAUGUAGCAAUGAGCCAUGGAAACAAAGAAAUAUUUUCCUGCCGUGGAAUAAAAUUGGCAGUAGAUUGGUUUUUGGAAAGAGGCCACAAAGAUAUUACAGUUUUUGUUCCUGCAUGGAGGAAAGAGCAAUCCCGACCUGAUGCCCUCAUUACAGAUCAAGAAAUUUUACGUAAAUUAGAGAAGGAGAAAAUCCUGGUGUUUACGCCAUCCCGACGUGUGCAGGGGAGGCGAGUGGUGUGCUAUGACGACAGGUUCAUCGUGAAGCUGGCUUUCGAGUCGGAUGGCAUAAUUGUGUCCAACGACAACUACAGGGACCUGGCUAAUGAAAAGCCAGAGUGGAAGAAGUUCAUUGAUGAGCGGUUACUAAUGUAUUCAUUUGUCAAUGACAAGUUCAUGCCCCCCGAUGACCCUCUUGGCAGACAUGGCCCAAGCCUGGAUAAUUUCCUGAGGAAGAAACCUAUUGUUCCUGAACACAAAAAGCAGCCUUGUCCAUAUGGAAAGAAGUGUACCUAUGGACACAAGUGCAAAUACUACCAUCCCGAAAGGGGCAGUCAGCCUCAGCGGUCAGUGGCUGAUGAACUUCGUGCCAUGUCUAGGAACACAGCCACCAAAACUGCCAAUGAAGGAGGACUGGUGAAGAGCAACAGUGUCCCUUGUAGCACUAAGGCUGAUAGCACUUCCGAUGCCAAACGAGGUGCUCCGAAGAGGCAGUCAGAUCCAAGCAUAAGGACUCAGGUCUACCAAGACCUAGAGGAAAAGCUUCCCACCAAAAACAAAUUGGAAACCAGGUCUGUACCUUCCUUAGUUAGUAUACCGGCUACUUCUACUGCAAAACCCCAAAGCACUACAUCUGUAAGCAAUGGCCUUCCAUCUGGAGUUCACUUUCCACCUCAGGAUCAAAGACCACAGGGACAAUAUCCUCCAAUGAUGAUGGCAACCAAAAAUCAUGGACUGUCAAUGCCUUAUGAACAGUACCCAAAAUGUGACUCCCCUGUUGACAUUGGAUAUUAUUCCAUGUUGAAUGCAUAUUCAAAUCUGAGCAUCUCGGGUCCACGAAGUCCUGAAAGGCGUUUCUCCUUAGACACCGAUUAUAGAAUAAGCUCUGUAGCUUCAGACUGCAGCAGUGAAGGGAGCAUGAGCUGUGGGAGCAGCGACUCCUAUGUGGGGUACAACGACCGCUCCUACGUCAGUUCUCCCGACCCACAACUAGAAGAGAAUUUGAAGUGUCAACACCUGCACCCUCACAGCCGCCUUAAUUCCCAGCCCUUCCUGCAGAAUUUCCAUGACCCCUUAACCAGAGUGCAAAGUUACAGUCAUGAAGAACCAAAGUACCAUCACAAGCCUCCUCUUCCACACUUGGCUGUGCAUCUGCAGCACCCAGCUGUGGGUGCUCGGUCCAGUUGCCCCGGAGAUUACCCCUCUCCUCCAAGCUCAGCGCACUCUAAGGCAGCACACCUGGGGAGGUCCUUAGUGGCCACAAGAAUAGACAGCAUUUCCGAUUCUCGGCUCUAUGACAGUUCACCUUCAAGACAAAGAAAACCUUAUUCCCGCCAGGAAGGGCUGGGAAGUUGGGAUAGGCAGAGUUACGGGAUCGAUGCAUAUGGCUAUCGGCAGACUUACUCCUUGCCGGACAACUCCACACAGCCAUGCUAUGAGCAGUUCACCUUCCAGAGCCUACCUGAACAGCCAGAACCUACCUGGCGAAUACCAUACUGUGGAAUGCCACAAGAACCCCCAAGGUAUCAAGACAACCGGGAAAAAAUUUUUAUCAACUUGUGCAACAUCUUCCCACCUGACCUUGUGAGAAUUGUCAUGAAAAGGAAUCCUCACAUGACAGAUGCCCAACAGCUAGCUGCAGCCAUUUUGGUGGAGAAAUCACAGCUGGGUUAUUGAAAGAUGAUGCAUCUUUGUGGUGUUUAGUAGUUUUUUGUUCAGCUCAAAUGCUGAGGGAGGUUUGCUACAAUAGCACACGUGAUCUCCUUCUCAGCAAGGAGGUUAUAUAGUAUCCAUUUAUGUGAAAUACUGUAUCAUGGAAUCUGUACGUAUAGCCCCACAUGGUGGAAGUAUCACGGGAUUGCUUUACAUUCAAACAUUUUUUAACAUUUCCUUUUUAAAGCUAUAUCCUUGGCUGGAAAUUUUUCCAGUUUGAUUUAAUAGAUGUAUCUGUGAUCUUUGAUAUUAAUCUUCGGUGCAUCAGGGGUUUAUAUGCAGCACUUUUUAUCCUUGUUUCAUGUUUUAUUAUUACCUUGGUGUUUGUCAAUUGCAAGCAAUUACAAUACCUACAGAAUGUUGAACAUUUGACUAGACCUAGCAAACUAUUUUUUCAAGCCAAGCUUAAUUAGAGUCUUUUACAGCUUUUUAAGUUAUUUUUAUUUGGGGAAAGUGGGCUUCUUUCUGCUAGAAUCAUUAUUUAUAGAAACAAAGAUAUACUACAGCACUGACUUUAUAUUUUAAACAAGAUGUAAGUUACCAGUUUAUGUCGAAAUGGGUAACAGUAUAUAUUAGAAUGAUUUGCAAGAUGGCACUUUUUAUUGUUUUUUUGUUUGAAUUUUUUUAAUGUUAAGUAGUUAAUUUAAUAUGGUUGGUAAAGGAAAGCAGAUGCAAUCAAUGGAAAAAAUUUUCCAUUUUUUAAUAUGAAUAAGUCAGAAGCCGUAACUGUUACAGUUAGAGCUGGGGUAUCCAGCUAUUAUGUGCUUCUAGACAGUAGAAAUGGAAUUGAAUUCCUAGAUUUUCACUAAUUUGUUUUUUUAAUGUGUCUGUCUUUUUGUUUGGGGGCACAACAAUACUGGAUAAAAUAACUCUUUCACAGUACUUGCCUGUCUUUGAUGAAUCUAAUUAUUCUCAAUGCAACUUUUAUAUUUCAUAUACUCUUCAGCUUUCCUGCUGUCUGUCAAGGCUGGCCUGCGGCGGUUUAUGUGGUGAGGGUAUGCAACGUUUAUUGAUACUGCACUAUACAAAUGGUGAUGGAGGGGGUUGUAAAUGGUAACUUAAAUUUUUUGUAAGAUACUGUAUAUUUUCCAUUUUCCUGAAGGUAGUUUUUUUUUUUUUGGGGGGGGGGUGCUGUUGUAUUAUUAAGGCCAGAUUCUUGCCACAAAUAGUGUAGUUUUAGGUAACAGACUAAAGCCUGUUCUAGUAUUAGUAAGGGAUAUUUCUGGUUCAAAGUCAUGGGUUUUGCUAGAUGCAAAUAUAUUUCUGUGGAUUAGAAGAUAGAUCUUUGCAAUCAGUGGCAGAGAGUAGUGUGGUUGACAGAAUUUGGACUGUUGCCUCCAGUUUUUAAUUUUACUUAGUGUAACAGCCUCAUUCAGAUCGGUUUCUGUAGUCAGCCAAGAUGCCCUGGUUAUUCUGAUUUUUCUACUUGCUACAGUUUGAAGCCCUGAAAAGCCAGAAAGUACCUUUUACUGUUGAUACAAAUUGUAUCUUUUUAACUAUAAGAACUAUUUUGAUUUGUAGAUCUAGUUAAAACACAAAUGUGUAACUAUGAUUAGACUUUUGGGCAACAUUUUAUCCCUUAUUUAAAUAUAAAUUUUUACAGUAAAAUUGAGGUCUAGACUAGGGUAGAAAAUAAAAGUAACAAUUUAGGUAAAUAAAAAGCGUCUGUCUUAGUUUUAUAUACUAUAUUAAAAUAUAUUAAAUAAAUUUAUUGGCAUUUUAUUUCUCCUAAAACUUAUCUAGUGUGAACUUAAAAUAAAGGUAAAAUGCUGCCUGAAAAUAAUGUCCAAGCACCUUUGACUAGGAUAACAUUUUCACUACUUGUGUGACACUGUGUGUUGCAUGAAGUAGGAUUUGGGUAUACAGUAAAUGCUUCUAAAAGGCAUUGUGCAUAUUGACAUAUCCAAUAAUCUGAACCGUGUUCAGCAAACUUAAUUCAGGAAAGUGGUGUUCUACACAAUUAUUGCUGUUGUUUUUGCAGUGAGUACGGCGCUCCUCUGUACCCAGAAGUAGUACAGGUGAUGCCACACAAACCAUUCAGCGUGGGCGUCUGUCUGAGAGCGGCCCUACUCCCUCGUGAAACUUGUUGUCCUUGAUUUUGUUGGUCACUACCUGUAGAACAAGUUUAAACGUAGAGGCUAAACCAGUGCCAAAAGUAGGAUUACAGAUGUGUAGUAACUGUUAUUUUAGUCAUAUUCUAAGAAUUUUUUUUUUAGUGUGAACUCACGCUUUUAAAUUGUACAUGGUAGCUUUUGCUUCCAAUUGCUUUAUUUUAGCAUUAUUUGACAAAUCUGCUAAACUUGACUGAAGUCUUUAUUUAAAUGAAGUCUUAGGUGAAUGUAUAUCACACUUUUAAUUUGGCCUCCCAGUGUUUUUAGCUGACCGAGUAUAUGUAAGUUGCUUCAUUGUUGUUUGAACCAUGGAGAAAUAGUGUAGUCUGUCACCACCUGUAGUGAAGUGAAUAGCUCUGAACGACAUAUACUGAAACCCUUCGGGAACAAUUAAUUUUGAGUUAAGAAAUUGCAGCUUUCAUAUGUCGAGGACAAUUGUCCCUUUAUCGUAUGUCGAGCACUAAUGUUGCUUUCAGAGCUUAAGAAUGAGAUAUUGGCAGAUUUUAGGUACAGCAAAUUCAUUAUCCAAAGCAAUAAGUAAAAGGAGUCAGUCCAUCGUUAAAUUAUAUCCACAACUGAUCCCAAACCUUCGUUUUAGCUAAAACUUUCUUCCUAAUCCAAUCUUUUUACCAGACUUGCUAAUAAGUAACCAGAGAGAGGUUUGUUAGUAAGUACUGAAAUCGAAAUCACCGGAAGUGGUCAACUGAUAGAAGAAAAAGGACUCAGAUUUGAAUAUUCUACCCCUGAAUAAUUGACAGUUGACUGUACGUUACACAGCAAUUAGCCAGUUCAUCGUCUCUGUGUCUUAGUACAGAGGGAAUCGUACUCAACUGGCCAAAUACUGGCCCUUAGUAGUUCCUCCUUUCUUGCAUGUGAUACAUAAAUUUUUGAUCUCAUUUUUAUGAUCUCUAUAUCCUAUCCUGAUAGAGUUUGUCAUUGACCUAAACAUUUAAAAGUAAUGCACACCAGUAUAAGAAGAUUUGGUGGAAACUUGAACUUUGUGUUUUUUAUAAAAAUUCAUUUAUGAGAAUAUAUAAUAUAAAAGUGUUUUAUAUCUAUCUAUAUAUAGACAUACCUAUUUGUUAUGAAAUAUUAAGAAUGGGGGGGUGCUUCUGAUGGCCAACUUUCCCAUGAUGGGACUCUGUUCCUUUGAGAUGUAGCCAACCAAGCCUGGGGUCUGGGUGGCCAAUAGUAAGAUUUAGAACUCUUGAAUGGACAGCAACUCUUCACUGGUUUUAUUCCUGGUAUUUCUAAAGAAUUAUUUUGAUAAUUUUAAUAGAAUAUGUAAUUUUAAAAAGCAAAAAGGCUUAAAGUAGGAUUGAUUACACAAAUAACUAUUUAACCUGUCUCUUAUGGCUGUAUCUAUAUGUAUAUAGACAGUAAUAUAUUUAUAAAAUGGUUGUACUUUGGUUAUGUUUUGGCUAUUAAUUUGUGAUAGAUGGGAGGGUAGCUAUGGGAUAUGUAUGUAUGUGUGUGUGUGUUGAAAACCCUCAAGUGGUUUUUUUCCCCCUGAUUUAAUGGCGUUGACUCCAAAGUAUAUUUGACUUUCACUGUUCUUUUUGCUAACACUUAUACUCAGGUCCCUUAUUCCAGAGACAAUUGGAAUAAGGCCACUCUCUUGGUAUUUGGCAUAUCCAUUUGUUUAUAAUCAAACUCCUGGAGAAUUCCUGGAUGACUGAAAUGAAAAAAUUUAUGGAUAGAGAUAAUGUUUCUGUCCAAAUAGACGAAAGAUGAAUACUGAGCAGUUAAGUUUCCAAGGUAUAUACCAAAAAAUAAAAUGAAGUAUAAAAAACAUGAAUUACAUAUUAGAAUAAGAAAAACCAAAGUAUUAAUAAAAGUAAAGAAACAUACAUAUUAUUUUGGAUUGGUCUGGGAAAGCCCCUAUAGCAAGGGUUGGCAAACUUCUUCUAAAAGUAAAAGAUCAGAAGUAAAUAUUGCAGACUUGGAGAAUCACAUAGUCUCCAGAAACUAUCCACCUCUGCUGUCACAGCACAAAAGCAGGAAUAGCCAGUAGGUAAACGAAUGGAUGUUCCAAUAAAGCUUUAUUUAUGAAAACAAGCAGCAGGCCAGAUAUGCUCUUUGGGCCAUAGUUUGCUGACCCUGCCCUAGAAGGAGGAAAACAGUCAUAUUAAGCAGUAAACCCUGAUAUAUGUUAAUAUAAGAAAGGAUUUCUUUUAAUUGCCAUUAAAAGAAAUAAUUGAUGGCCUUCAAAAGAAAAUUGUGAGACAGUCAUAUUAAAGCCUCUUAAUCCAUUUAUGUUUUUUUACUUGAUCAUACCUUUUAUUUAUUAGAGACUUUUCUUGUGUAUAACCACAAAAAAAGUAUUCCGUAAAAAGAUGUUUUAAUAAGUAUUCUGUUUUUUUUUUUUAAUGAACUUUGCAUUUCCAGUGGUAGAUGGGAAUCCCUAAACUACCCUUUGCCUCAUGGACCAAAAAAUGCUGUUGUAUUUUGAAAAUUAGCAUAUAAUCAGUUGGCCACAAAAUAUCUUAAAGACCGUAUGGAUCAGUUACAGUUCUCUGCUGUUUUUUUUGGCUUCUAAUAAAUGACAGGUCCGCCAUUCUUUGAAAAUGAUUUUAAAGAAGAUAAAUAUAUUACAGUUCCACAUACUGUAGCUUUAUCCUGUGAGAUUAAAACUUGUGACUAGUAUAAUUUUGGCUAUGAUGUGAGUGUGUUUGUUGUAUUGUGACUCUGUAACAAACAGUGUACCCUUGCUUUCUCUGUCCACAUCCUUAGCAUAGAUGUUUUUAGACACUGGUGAAUGAUACUUUUAAUAUGAUCAUGUGUAAUUUUAAAUUCAGUGGAAGUACACACUGCUGAACAUGUUCAUUCUCCACGCUUUAUAAAUUGUGUUGCCUCAAUAACAUCAUAAGAACAUUAAAUCAUUUUGAGUAUUACCAUCUUCUUAAGUAGUUAUACUUUUUUCUUUAAAAAACUGGAAUACAACUCUCUUUUUGAAGUGCUGAUUGUUAUAAAUGAUUACUUUUUUUUCCUUUAAUGCUGUCGGUUAACCUGCUUAUUACUUCUGUUACAAUAAUACUGCUGUGUAGUGAAAAAAAAAAAAAGAUUUUUCCCUAAGGCCAUACUCUUUCAGGUUUUGACCGCUUGGCAGUAGAAAAUGUUUAAGCAUGUUUUCAUCUAGUUGUUUGAAACUAGGAAAUUUUCGCUUUUUAAACCAUGCACCUAAUGCUGGUUUUCUGUCCAAGAAUUUCAGAUGAAUAAGAAAAUAUUCGUUAAAGCUUUUGCCCCCUUUCUUAAAGCAACAUAUAUGUCAAUGGAAAAAGACAUUGAAGUGGUUGGUUUUUAUAAAAAAUGUUGUUUUAGAUUUCCUUCACUUCUUUGAAAUUGUAAAUUUCCUACCUGGUAGGAAAUACCCACAGACAUGCAAACUUCUGCAGAGUGUACCAGAUUGCUGACUUUAACUUUUUCUUUUAGGUUUUUUUCUCCCAGACCACAGUUGUAUACUGGUAGUAGGAUUUCUGAUUUGAUCUCAAGCUUUUUUUUUUUUUUAACAGAAAAAGUAAAGAAUAUGUUUAGAACAACCAUCCGAUAAACUGAUGUGAUUUUAUUUAUUCUGUCUUGUGUGUUUCCGUAAGGGAAUUUUUACAACUCCAAAAGCAGUAGUUUACACCUGCCGGAAACCCGUGUCAAAACAGCUGUGUGAUUCUGCUACUGAGGGGAAAAAAAAAAUUAAAAAGUUCAUUUUUCUUACGGUGGUUCAGUUUUGUUUCAUGAAGAGAUGAACCUCAUACAGCAGAACAGGUGCUAAAAAAUGAAAGCAUCAUCGUUCUCUAGCCCGUGCUUGCCUGCGCUUAGAGCCUAAUACCAUUCCGACUCUUCUGUUGGAUGAAUACAGGUUCAGUAUCAGCAUACCGUAAGUGUUGGAGCCAUAAAACUUCAUAUGAAAAUUGAAAUUAAAUCCUGAAGACAACAAGUCAUACCCUAAGACAUGGGGAGAGUGGUUUCUUUCUCAUCUGUCACUAAGUCGUUUCUGGUGAUUUUGCUUAUCAUCAGCCAACUGGCUGAGACAAUGAUUGUUAACAGGGGCCAUGUCUAGUGAGUUCAUACGAAAUGCUGGAUGACGUUGACGGUGUCUUCUCUGAUUAGGAUGAGUACUGAGCAGUGAGAGGGUAUGCAAAAGAUUUAUAUCGUUGGAUUAGUACUUACUGACAGUGUGCCUUUGGCCAACUUUGAGUACGUUUGUGACAGGCAUUGGGGGCACAGAGAAAAGGUUGGGAAGUCCCUUCGAGGAGCUUACCUUGUGGCUGGGCUAGGAUCUACAGAAGUCAGCUUAGUCAACACGAAUAAGAAGGGCUUUUGAAAAUAGACCGAACAAUCCUAAUUAAUAGAAAUGGAAACUUGUAUUUCUUUGAUAAUCAAGACUGAAAGACUUAAGUCACUGUUGGGAAAUGCUCUCCUUCUGAGAAAAACCUUCACAGACUUGGAAGAGAUUUUAGACUGCUUUCAGGUAUUCAGGGGUAGUGGCUGAACCCCAGACCUGCACAUAUUACUGUGGUAUACACACACACACACAUGCAUAUGCAUGCGUGCAUACAUACACACAAACAAUAUGUAGAAUUUGGGCACAUCACCUUUCAGAGUCUUUUUCAAUCUCAGUUAUAAAAUAAUGUUUCGUAGGUAUGUUGUCAUAAAGUAAAUAGUGGGCAUGAUACUAAUUGUCUUAGUUAUCUAGUGCUACUAUAACAGAGAAAACCCUGGUGGCGUAGUGGCUAAGUGCUGCAGCUGCCAACCAAGAGGUCAGCAGUUUGAAUCCGCCAGGCGCUCCUUGGAAACUCUGUGGGGCAGUUCUUCUCUGUCCUACAGGGUCACUGUUUGUCGGAAUCGACUCGACGGCAGUGGGUUUACUAUAAACAGAAAUACCACAAGUGGAUGGCUUUACCAAACACAUUUAUCACAGUUUAGGAGACUAAAGGUCCAUAUUCAGGGUGCCAGCUCCAGGGGAAGGUUUUCUUUCUGUGUCAGCUCUUGGGGAAGGUCGUUGUCAUCAAUCUUCCCCUGAUAUAGGAGCUUCUCAGCAGAGGCAGGAUCCAGAGUACACACUCUGCUCCUGAAUCUUCUUGCUUGGUGGUAAUGAGGUCCCUCUCCUCUCUGCUCGCUUCUCUUAUAUCUCAAAAGAGAUUGACUCAAAAUACAACCUAAUCCUAUAGAUUGUGUCCUGCCUCACUAACUGCGUCUAAUCCUGCCUCAUUAACAUCAGGGAGGUUUAAGAUUUACAACAUAUAGGAUAAAUGCAUCAGAUCACAAAAUGGUGGACAACCACAGAAAACUGGGAAUCAUGGCCUGGCCAAGUUGACACACACUUUAGGGGGACACAAUUCAAUCCAUGGUGCUAAUUCAAGGAGAGAUGCAAGGACUUACUGGGCACUACUGCAUCCACCUCGUUCUUACUGAAAUAAACAGGGUCUCUUAUGCCUACUCUUCUCAAAAACUAAGGAGCCGUGGUGGCGUAGCGUUUAAGUGCUCAGCUGCUAACCAAGAGGUUGGUGGUUCGAACCCGCCAGUUGCUCCGCGGGAGGAAGAUGUGGCAGUUUGUUUCGGCAAAGAUUACAGCCUUGAAAACGCAGUGGGGCAUUUCUGCUUGGUCCUAUAGGGUCACUGUGAGUUGGAAUCCAUUCGACAGCAACAGGAUUUCUAAAAAACAGUGUCUUCCUAACCCAAUUGUUCUAAGAAUUUUCUAUCAAUAAUUAAUUGUCUGGUUUUGCCUUGAGACUGCUACCAUCAUCUCUUCUGACCGAUGAGGUCUUUGCGUUACAGAUCUUACCAGUUUUCUGCAUGUCUGGUUGCAUGGAUCAAGCUUUAUAUUUUACUAAUGCCUCCCCGUCCCGACAAAUCCCCCCAGGUUCACUUUUAUGCCCUUGUAGGAAUUGAAAAUGCUUCGUAUCAGAUGUGGUCACAAUGCCAAAGUGGCCUAACGAUCUUCGUGAUUUAACAUACGUUCUUUGCCAAUUGUCUUAGUUUCCUCCCGCUGUGGUAACAACACAAAGUGGGUAGUUUAAAGUUCAGAAAUCAUCUCACUGUCCUGGAGGCUAGAUGCCUGAGCUCAGGGCCUUGGCAAAGCUGUGCUCUCUGCAGACUUCAGGGGAAAAUUCUUCCUUGUCUCUUUCCGCUUCUGGCAGCCCCAGGCAUUUGUAAGCAUUCCACGGCUCCUAGAUGGAUCUUCAAAUGUUCUGUCUCCGUAUCUGUUCUCCUCUUUUAUAAAACAGCACUCAGAAGGGAUUAAGACUAGGACCCUUUCCACUCCCCUGUGUCCUCAUUUAAUUUAACUUUAUUAACAUAACAAAAGAAAACUUUGUUUCCAAACAAGGUCACCCUCACAGGCACAAGGGUUAGAAUUUCAGCAUAUCUUUUGCGGGACAGGGAGCCCUGGUGGCUCUAGUGGUAGCUAAGAGCUUGGCUGCUACCAAGAGGUCGGCAGUUUGAAUCCAUCAGCUCCUCCUUGGAGACCUAAGGGGCAGCUCUGCUCUGUCCUAUAAGGUCGCUGUGAGUCAGUCAACUCGAUGGCGAUGGGUUUUGCGGGACAUAAUUCAAUCCAUAAUAUCAGUGCAUAUUUUAUUUCCUCUAGCAGAUUUUCCCCUUCAUUGCUUUUUAGACCUUUGGUUUUCUUGUUAUUUUAUCCCAAAAUUGUAAUUUACCAUUGUCAGAUACUCUUUUUUCCAGAUAAUCGUCCUAAAUUUUUAACUAGGAACUUGUGGGCUUAGACAAUUUAUGUUACCUUUGGCAGCAGAUUUGGUGAUUGAUGUUCAGUAGUAGUUGGCCGGAGGAGCCCUGAUGGCGCAGGAGUUAAGUGUUAGGCUGCUAACUGGAAGGUCAGUGGCCCAUAGGGCACUUUGGAGGAGAAAGAUGUGGUAGUCUGCUUCUAUAAAGAUUACAGCUUUGGAAACCCUAUGGAGCAGUCCUGUUCUACUCUGUCCUCUAGGGUCACUAUGAGUCAGAAUUGACUCCACGGCAACAGGUUUGGGUGUUUUUUGUUGUUAUUCGUGGUAGUUGGCCGGGAACUCAGCAUACCCAAAGUAAGCAUUAGGCAGCAGAGGGUCCCCAGGUCCUUGCAAAGGCUGACCUGAGUGAGAACCUAGAACACUAGAUUAGGCUCCAGGGCUAACUAGAACUAGUACUUCCUUCUUCCACCACCUGGUACCCUCACCUAAAAGGAAAAAGUUAGUACACAUUUAUGAAUUAAGUAAUGUUUGCAAAGGGGACAGUUGUAAAAAGCAACUAUAAUUGUGAGUUUAUCCAAACAAAAACAAAACCCAAUAGUUGGGCCUCAUUAGCUGUCUUAGCUAUCUAGUGCUGCUGUAAUAGAAAUACCACAAGUGGAUGGCUUCAAGAAACAGAAGUUUAUUCUCUCACAGUCUGGGAGGCUAGAAGUCCAGAUUCUGGGCAUCAGCUCCAGGGGAAGACUUUCUCCCUCUGUUGACUCUGUAGGAAGGUCUUUGUCCUCAAUCUUCCCCUGGACUAGGAACUUCUUGGCGCAGGAACCCUGGGUCCAAAGACACACUGUACUUCCAGUGCUUUCUUGGUGGUAUGAGGUCUCCCUGUUUCUCUACUUGUUUCUCCCUUUUAUAUCCCAAAAGAGAUUCAUUCAAGAUACAAUCUAAUCUUAUAGUUUGCCUCAUUAACACAACUGCUGCUAAUCCCAUCUCAUCAACAUCAUAGAGGUAGGAUUUACGACACACAGGAAAAUCACAUCAGAUGACUAAACGGUGGACAAUGACACAAUGCUGGACAUCAGUGGCCUCCCUAAGUUGGUACACAUAUUUUGGAAGGACACAAUUCAGUCCAUAACACUAUCUAAAGGUGUAGAGUUAUCAGCAUUGGACCUCAGUUGUGGAUAUUGUUUGCGGGUCAACAGAGUUCAACAGUUUGUUUGUUUUAAGGUAUUAAAAGGAUUUUAAAAGAAAUCUUUUAGAGUUUUAAAGGGUUGGUUUUUUUUUUAAGAUUUUUAAAAUAACUUUUAAAAAAAUGUUUUCUUAAGUCCAGUCGUUACCCGGAUACAGAGGCUGACU